GCGAAACCGCUUUACAUUCUUUAAAUCGCCUGCGCUCUCACCCUUGUUUGCGACCACGAUAUCGACAUGCUCAGUUAUGCGACGCACGCACUCACGCCGUAAGAACUGGAUUCGACGCCGCGCAUCAGCCUUUAUGCGAGGUCACUGCCUUUGGCCUCCAUUCACGCACUGAUCAUGGCGUUGUUCUUGAUUUUCUAUCUCUCCAAGAUUCGGACAAGUAAAGUUUCUUCCAUAUGAAAUUCCUUGCCGUUUCAUGCGCGAUCGCCAUGUAUACGUGUUUUGCGCGCGCAUUGCAGCGACUGAGACACCGAUCUUUGGUCUCUGGACCUCGGACCCUGCGGUCCUCGACCUCUGCGCAGGCGCAAUCAUCCCGUUCUCGAUCUGCAUUGGCCUCAUCUUCUUUCGGUUUCUUUUGAGCUCGAGUGCCAACGCGGUGCAGCUCUCUCGGUACGCGCUGCUCGUCAACAAUGCCGGCGCGUGGCUCGUCUACAUUCCGCUCUCGUACGUCUGCGUGGUGCACUUGGGCUGGGCGCUCCAUGGCUACUGGAUGGCUAAUGCGCUCGGUGAACUCGUCAAGAUCGUCCUCCUCGUGUGGCGCCUCGCGCGCAAGGACUGGACCGUUACAACGCGGACAGUUGUUGCCGGCCUCCAGCGCAUGGAGUCGGCGCUUUAGAGUCGUAAUUCAAUUGAUUUU
Saprolegnia diclina VS20 is the source of this 694-nucleotide messenger RNA. RefSeq lists its product as hypothetical. The coding region runs from base 254 to 673 and encodes 139 amino acids. NCBI's taxonomy places the organism in Eukaryota, Oomycota, Saprolegniomycetes, Saprolegniales, Saprolegniaceae. The transcript has 2 exons. The record is from RefSeq and is a predicted model, not a curated record. Gene Ontology annotation, cellular component: plasma membrane.